Molecule: messenger RNA, 1928 nt
Organism: Octopus sinensis (East Asian common octopus)
Lineage: Eukaryota; Metazoa; Mollusca; Cephalopoda; Octopoda; Octopodidae
Product: transmembrane protein 243
Exons: 5
Coding region: 409-777 (122 amino acids)
Source: RefSeq, a predicted model, not a curated record
AAGGGAGAUCACUGUAACAGCCAUGUGUCAUUUUUCCUCUGCACCGCUUUGUUGUCACACGCUGCACCUCACAACAAACCAAACGUUUACAGCUUUGGGGUAACACAAAACUACAAACCAUUAGAAGAUCUACCUAAAAGACACACAGAUUUUGUGAUAUAAAUGUAGAAAAGAUAUAAUCAUCCCGGAUAGAGAAUUUUUUAAGUUAUCACAAGCACUAUAUCAUACAACAGCUGUGCCAAUGCCAUUCACAGAUAUUUCAAUGUGAUGUCUUGUUUCAAGUGGAGCUGCUUUCAUUCUGGACAUCAUGCAGUAAAUCCUGAUAGAACCCUGAUGUUAUAAUUUACAAAGGAAAGCAAAAUUGGAUAAGAAAAAGCAGUAGCUUUCUGUUGGAUCUAACUUUGCAAGAUGAAUGCCUAUGACGAUAAUGCAAUGAAACCCUUGUUUGGGAUUCCUAAACCAAGUGAUCGAAUGCGAAAUUUAGUAAUUGGUAUUAUUACUUCUAUAUUUGUAUUGGAAACUCUCAUUUGUGCAUUUUUCUUUCCAUGCUGGCCUCCAAAUAACCAUGAUGGUGUCAAUAUAUUCUUUGCCUUUAUCAUUAUGAUGGUCUGUGGAUCCCAUAUAACACUUAUAAUCUGGUAUAGAGAAGGCAAUUUGGAACCUGUGUUUCGGAAUAUGAUAUACUUCAAUACUUUCUCAAUCAUUCUUCUCUGUCUCUGUGGUAACCUCUACAUUCAAGGAGUUGGUUUAUCUCGAACAUAUAACUGUACCGUUUGAUAUGUAACACUAUGGAACCACCUUGAAUUUAGCUGUUCCAAGAAAUUUUUAAAAUUCAUUGAUGCCAUCCAUAUUAUCUUUGUACUCUCAAAAGACAGUUGUUUAUUGAUCCAGCCCUGAAAUACUUAUUUAUUGAUCAACAGAACCAUGUAUCAAUGAUAGAUUCUUAGUAACAGCUAUGGUACUUAGCUGGUUGGCACUUGAACAGUGUUGGUAUAAUCUGUCUAUUUUGUUAUUAUUAUUUAAGAAAUUAAGAAGGUUGUGUUAACGCUAACAAAAUAACUGAAUUAUUUAUUUUAUGGUUUCACUAUUUUUGCGUUCAAAUCCCACCAAACCCAACUUUGACUUUCAUCGUUUGAGUCUUUGAGGAAAUAGAAACCAACACUGGAUUGGUAUCAAGUCAGUUGAUUCUAUCCUGAAUAAACCCUUACUUAUGUUAAUCAAAGAAAUUGUUGCUUCCAGCUGUUCCUUGAUUAGUCUGUAAAUGUCAUAUUUUGCGUUCGAUGGACAAUUGUUUUUUUUUUUACUUUUUAUGACAUUAUCAUUCCACAAAAAGUUUGUGAGGUCAAAGAAUGAAAUUCUAGGAAAUUAUGAAGAUGCGUGGAAUACUGUUUCCAAAUAUUACAAACUGAUACCAGAGAGAAACAAAAUUUUUAAAAAUAGUCAAAUGCAUUAUUUUGAAUACAAAUUUAACUUAUUUAGUUUUUUUCACAUAUCUAAUAUUUAUUUUGUUAAAAAUCAGAAACUUUGGUUCCUGGUGUUGUUUACAGUACUUUCCCAUUUAUUUUACAUAGUAGCCACAUAUAGGGAGAAGAUUCUCCUCUAUGUGCAAUCAAUAUGAAGAGAUGAGCAAUGUAGUUACUUAAGAUAGAGAAAAGUCUGUGGAUGACCUGAAGGAAUGGUUAAACAUAGUAAAACUGUUAAAUUCUUCUGCCUGAUUUAGGAUAUAUUGCUUGUAUAAAAAAAAAGAAGUAUAGAAGUUUUAAUAGCCUGACUCUAGACCAGGUUAAUUAAAUGUCCCGUUCUCACGUAAACUAGAAGUUCCAAACACAGUGUCCUUGGAAUUAAAAAAUUUACUAUAAAGGAAAGUUAUGAUGUUGGUAUUACAUUUUUUGUUUUUGAUAUCCUGUCUAAGCCAUUGACUAUGACCA